CAAGUCUCAGAGCUUUCACCGGUCAAGUUCCUUCUCUUCGCUAUCCAGCCCUCCGAGUCAAGUAAGUUCCCCUUUCCUUCUAUACUUUUCCCGGUCAUGUCUCCUCUUAGCGAUAGGGUCUCUUCCUCAGAGGACUGCUCCUCUGAGAAUUCCAACUCCUCUUCCUCGACCGGGUCUUCUUCUCUUGACUCUUCGCCUGGUCAGGUUCCCAACUCCUCCAUUCCCGACCCGCAUCCUGUAAAUCAGGUGCCCGGUGAAACUUUCGUGGGGAGGGAUGACCCGGUCGAUGACGAACCGGGCCCCUAUGACCCCGAACACGAAACCCGGGACGGGUGGGAGGAGCGGCUUCACGCUGCCGAUUACUUUCCGCUUCCCACUUUCUAUGUCCUUGACAUACCUUCCCGUGUAUCCAAAAUCGCUUUAAAUAAAAUCCGUAGGAGGCUCCCGGAUGGGUAUACCCUCCUCUACGAACCCAACUGGCCCAAUAUCGUUGAACCCCACCGGGAGGAUAGGAUAGGGUUUCAUACCAUUUCCCUGGACGCGGGCAUAGUUUUUCCUCCUCGCCCUCUCCUUACUGAAGUCUGCCAUGCGUUUAGGAUUUUGCCCGGUCAAAUAACUCCUAACGCCCACCGGUACCUUCAUUCCUUCAUAAAUAUUUGUACUCAUCUGAAAAUUUUCCGUUCUUUGCGUCUCUUCCUUUUUUGCUUCGAAGUCCUACCGGGUGGGGCUGGCUGCGAAGGCUUUGUAUUCUUCAAAGCCCGUACCGGUAGGAAGUUCAUUUCCGAAGUCCCCCAGAGUAACCGGGGAUGGAAGGAAAAGUUUGUUUUCAUCGAGUUUCCUCCCUUCUUCACUCCUCUGGCCGGUCUAAAAUGGAAUGACCAUCUACUCGACCAAGAGUAUGCUGCACCGGCCUCCUCCCCAGACUUGGAAGCUAAUCUCGAGAUCCUCAUGCGCGGGGAUCCUCAAACCGGGAGGAUCUUCCAUCAAGGCAGCUGGGUUUGGAGGGUAGAGUCGGGUGGUGAGGAUAUGGAGUUCGAAGAGUUCGCCAUCCCUGACGACCAACCAGCCGGGGAGACCGGGGGCUCCGAAGCCAAUCCUGCCAGGACUUUCCCGGUCAAUCCAGAGACCGUGGAAAUCCUGGAUGAAGAUGAGCCCCAAGACAACCGGUCUAAGGGGAAGGAGAAGGAGAAGGCCGGUCGCCGGGUGAAGAAGGUGGCCACCACGCACCCUUCCUAUGCCAGGAAGAGGGCAAGGUCAGACCCUGAGCCGGCCUCCCAGACCAUUGAAGAGGCUUUUGUCAACCUGGGCCUGAGGCUGAAGGAGAAAGGGGAAAUCGGGCCCCAUGCAGUUGAACAGCUGGGGAUGGGAUUUCCUUCGGAGAUUGCCCGGCUAAGGAAGGAAAAAGAGGAGAUGAACCUGAUUUUGAAGAAUCAGGCAGAUGAGUUGAUCCGUCUGUCUAGUAUGGCCGGGACAAUGAAGGCGGAGAUCUACCAGCUGAAGGAGGAGAACGGCCGGCUUAUGGAUGAAGUUUCUGAGGCCAAUAGGGAAAUGGCGGAGAAGGAAGAAACCUUCCCCGGGCGCGCAGCCGCCUGGGUUGAAGAGAACAAAGCCGAUGCUGCCCGGGUGAUGACGGCGACGCCGGAGGCGACCAUGGAAUCCUUCAAGUUCCUAUACCGGGAACCUGAAGGGAGAAAAAUGAUCACUGCCAUCGGAUCCUUUGGGUUCAAGAGUGGUCAGAAAAAGGACCGGAUUGCCUCUCACCGAGUACUACUCAAAAGAGACCCGGGCUUCAGUGCUGCAUCCUACGGCUUGGCCCCCAUUCCUGAGGAAGAGCCCACUCCCCCUUUCCCUCUUGAGUAAAACUCCCCGGCUCGGACCGGUUGUUUUGUAAACUGGAAACUUCCUUCAUUUCCCCGGGAAUGCCCGGUGUAGCUGUAAAACACUUAACAUUCCUAUUUUCUCUGAGUGCAUGUUUGUUUUUUGUACCGGUUAAUCUUUCAUAUCUGCUUGCUUCAUGAUUGUUAGAUAUUCUGACCGGUAGAUAUAUUAGGCCACUCCUCAAUUGUUUUCGACCGGUAGAACUUCCAAGUUCUUGAUCACUUUAUUUGAAAGUUCAGCUCGAGUGACUUUGACCGGUUAACUCCAACUUGAUGGUCACUUUGAAAAAUGUUUG
Messenger RNA from Cuscuta campestris, 2173 nucleotides. The record is from the annotation of a GenBank genome assembly. Lineage: Eukaryota; Viridiplantae; Streptophyta; Magnoliopsida; Solanales; Convolvulaceae.